Hippoglossus stenolepis (Pacific halibut) is the source of this 2373-nucleotide messenger RNA. It is a transcript of the gene ccdc92, whose product is annotated as coiled-coil domain containing 92. The transcript has 4 exons. Bases 286 to 1272 code for a protein of 328 amino acids. The record is from RefSeq and is a predicted model, not a curated record. NCBI's taxonomy places the organism in Eukaryota, Metazoa, Chordata, Actinopteri, Pleuronectiformes, Pleuronectidae.
GGCCAGAAAUAAUUCACCCGGGUUUCCCAUGAUGCAUCGCUUUAUUGUGUCUCGUAGCUCAGGGAGAUGAGGGGAAAGUGACACAGGCGCCCUCCGCUGUCUUCUCACCCGACAGGCGAGUCCUCCUCUCAGGCAGCUCCACCGCCAUGGCCCGCAGGGCGGAGCGCACUUAGCCGCUGCGGCUGCUCGGUUCAUCCACACCUCCCAGCCUGCCACCAGACCCUCGACGGCGGCGUUCAGAGCCAUUAGGUUGCGAGCCUGGUGUGUGUCUGAACGUUAUCAGCCAUGGCAUCUGCAAAUGUUUCCCUGGAAAAUCAGCUGCACAGCGCACAGAAGAACCUGCUGUUCCUCCAGCAGGACCAUGCCAACACGUUGAAGGGGCUGCACGCAGAGGUCCGCAGAUUGCAGCAGCAGUGCACAGACCUGACAUAUGAGCUCACUGUGAGAGGCUCUGAUCCCUCAGACAGCAGCGAGGUCCGUUGCAAGGAGCUGCAAAGGAGGUGUGAGGAGCUCGAAGCUGAGCUCAAGAAGAAGGAGGAGGAGAACACGGAGCUGCUCAGGGAUCUGGAGCAGAAGAAUGCCAUGAUCUCUGUCCUUGAAAACACCAUCAAGGAGAGGGAGAAAAAGUAUUUGGACGAGCUUAAGAUGAAGAGCCACAAGCUGGCCAUCUUGUCCGGGGAGCUCGAGCAGAGAGCGAGCACCAUCGCGUACCUUACCUCACAACUUCACGCCACUAAGAAGAAGCUGUUGGCCGGCAGCUCCUCAGAGGCCAGCCCCAAUGUCAGUCCGGUCACAUCAUACAAGCCCACGCCGCCUCCAACCAAGGACAGACAGCCUGAAACCCCACGUCGCCGUAUGAAGAAGAGCCUCUCGCAGCCUCUUCACCCAGAGUUGACAGAGGUGUACAAGCUCGGCCAGGAUGGGAGGCGGCUAAUUUUGCGGGAGGCGGUUGACGCCAUGCCUGACCCCACACCCUUCCUCCAGGCUGGCAGAGAGUCUCCAGAACCUCAGGUUGUGCGUGAACGGCCUGCUGUCAUCCCUCCCAUUGCAUCUGAGCGCUCCCCCAUCCCUCCCCUGGGUGCCAUGGCCAGCCCUCGUCACAGCCCCGCUCGAGACCGCCAGUACAGGGGUCACGUGGGCGUGGCGCACCGCAUCCCACAUGGCACCCCUCCCCUGGCCCCGCCGCAGGCAGAGCUGGAGACACUGGCCGUGGACCAGGUCAAUGAGGAGAAGGUUGUGCGGAAGCGUUCAGGAGCCGACAGGACAGUUUGAAACUGCAACGCUAAAAUGCACAUUAACAUACACACAUCUACUGUACAUGCACUACACUGCAAUAGCAGGAAUGAGUCUGACCCACUGUGUAGCCUGCUUUUUACACAUCAUUGCAAUGUAAAAGAAAAUCACAAGAUGAUGAUUUUGUUUAUGGUACUCCAUAAAGAGUUUUUCUUAAUAUAUAGUAGAAAAGGACUACUUUAAAGCAUGCCAAAUGUUUCUUAAUACAACCCAUUGAGAUCUUGUAUUACACACAGGUUGUUUUCUUUUGCUUUCAUGUGGUGCACACAACCAACUCUCGGCCAAAUAUCUGCAUCAGUGCCUGCUUGACCGGUUCAUACACGAGCUGCGUAGUGUAGUCAUGGCUAUAGCAUAUCUCUGUCCUCUACAUCUUCUCAGAACCCGUCUGGGCGCAUCAACAAACUAUAUAACAAGAUGUCUGCAGCUGCGUAGGAAUAGAAUUGAAACGAUGAAACGUAAAUGCUUCCAAAACAUCUUUCCUCUUCUUGUGAUAUCAGUAUAAUAAUGUUACUGUAGGUACGAGCUGCAUAAUGUGCAAUUGAAAUCUGCUGGUUGUCAAGGUGAACAACUUUGGUGAAAGAGUAAUUUCACCCGGCACUUGUUGACUGGUGAAAAACAGCAGCGGCGUACAUGUUUGGAUGCAGUAUGUAACGAGAUGAACAGGGAGUCUGUGUGAGUGUGUGUGUGUGUGUGUGUGUGUGUGUGACAUUGAGAGAAAGUGAGUGUGUGUGUUUCAGAGAGAGACAAUGAAGGCCAGUGUGAGAAUUAAGUUUGGGCUUAAACAAUAUCCAUUGAUGUUAUUUGUGAUACAAGGGCAAUUUUGAAAACACUGCUGUAGUAGGAAUUUGUGAUAUUAUUAUUAUUGAUAAUAAUCUGUACUUUAUAAACGCUGUACAUUUGUAAUGAAUUCUUUUUUUUAAUCUAUUGUUUAAUGGAGAACACAAAAGCACCUCAGUAGUUGCUGCACCACCAACUCGCUGGUAAUUAUAAUCACUCAAUAAUCUGCUUUUCACAUUAACACCACUUGUCCUUGAAGUAUAUGAAUCAAUACAAUAAAGCAGUGCUUUUUUGGUUUGGUUA